CAUGUUUAUGGAGAUCAAUCGCCAUUAUGAUUAAAAACGUUAAGCUAUAAGUUAGAUUAGCAUCAUUUACCAUUUUACACUUCAGCCAUGUUUACAACUACGCAACACAAAACGUAGCACAAUAACAUGAACACUCCUACUGAUGAAGAAACUAGGCACGUUGUCCCCGCCGCGUGCGUCGCCUGCCGCUCUCGACACCUAAGAUGCGACGGCGUCGAGCCGUGUGCGCGUUGCAUGUCUAAGGGCCUACAAUGCAGUUUCGUUCAGUCGCGGCGGGGGUAUAGGAGGAGGGGGAGGGUUAGAGGAGUAAAUUCGCCAGCCGUAUCUAUAGCCAAUUCUCCUACAAUAACCAUGGAGUCGCCUACUAUCCCCCUCACUAACACGGACAUUACAUGCCAGCCUAUAGCAACCACCACCGAUUACCUUGCAGCAUACUACCAUUAUAUCCAUCCCGCCCACCCCUUGCUCCCCCCGUUCUCCACGCUCCUCGCGCUCCUCUCUCGACGCCCCCUCCCCCACCUCCUCGCCGCAAUCACCUAUAUCUCCUCCUUCCACAUUCAGCCUUCCCACACCCCCCUUCUGCUCGCCGAAGCGCUCCACCAGAUCUCUUUUCCCAUCUGUCCACAUGACUGCUACGCUGUGCAGGCCAACCUACUCAUCGCUAUCGGAUUGGACGGAAGCGGGGAACUAAAACGCGCCCUCUCCUUCUUUAACCAGGCGGUAGAUGUUGCCCUCGAGAUCGGCAUGCAACAUGAGUGGUUUGCAGAGAGGAAUGGCGGCGGGAAUAGUGUGAUGGAGGAGAGUUGGCGCAGGACGUGGUGGGAGUGCGUGGUGCUAGAUGGGAUGGUUGCUGGUGUGCAUCAGGCUAGCUCUGUUAGAUUGGAUGGGGUUGGGGAAGAGGUUGGACUUCCUUGCGAGGAGGGGAACUAUAUAUCUGGAAACAUACCCUCCCCUCGCACUCUAGAAGAAUUCAAUGACGGGGACUUUUCAGAAGAAGACACCAUCUUCUCCUCCUUCGCCUAUCGCAUCGCCGCCAUCUCCAACCUCGCACGAAUCCUCGCCAUCCCAAAGCCCAUCUUCCCAGACGAUCCGCUAAUCGCGAAGACGGAUGCCUACCUCGUGAACUGGAGCCUCCAUCUCCCAUCUACAAGGAGGAUUGUAGUUGAGGAUGGAAGGGUGGACGAGAUGAUAUUCCAGGCGCAUAUGAUUACGUACGCGUCCACACUGCUUCUCCAUAAACCGCACGCCCACCUAGACACUGCACCUACACAAACCAUCACAUCUUGCGCCCCCCAUCAGCCCACCACUGGCGGGCCAACGAAUAAUAUACACGCUGCAAAAGUGGUCCAAGCCGCCUCCGACAUUGCAUCACUCAUCGCCCUCCCUGUCCCUCUAACCUUGCACACGCACUUCUUUACUUGUGUCGUUACGUUAGGUGCCAUUGUUGAUUUGUCGCGCUGGGCUGGAUUGGAAGGGGCGGGGAGGAAUGAGGAGAUCAAACAGCAAAUCCGUCUAUAUACCGGAGCUCUCAAAACCAUAGCUACUGUCUGGCCCUCUGCUCGGAAAGCGCAAGGUCAGGUGAAAGGUGCGGCACAGGAGAUAUUCGCAUCCCGCAAAUUGGCGGUGAGAGAGCGGCAGUUUUGGGGCGGGCUCUUGGAUGAGGAGAUGUUGGGGCUGGUGGGUGGGGAUGGGGAGUUUGGGGUGGGGUUAUUGGGGGAUGAUGAUGGGGAGGGGUGGAAUAGUGAGAAUAUGGCAGGUUCAGGAUGAGAUGGGUGUCAUCGACUAGAUACUCAUUCUCGUUCUAGGACCUUCUAAGCUGUGGUUAAAAUUGCUACGUUUCAACCACCUCCAUUUCAUUGAAUGAGGCCGCUACGAAGUUGUAAAGAACAAGACCUGUGCCUUGAAUUAGAGCAGCACACGAUGCACCCAUUGUGGCCAAAGCAACUAGAGGAAACCCGUUAAAACCCAG
Molecule: messenger RNA, 1969 nt
Organism: Pseudogymnoascus destructans
Lineage: Eukaryota; Fungi; Ascomycota; Leotiomycetes; Thelebolales; Thelebolaceae
Exons: 4
Coding region: 127-1767 (546 amino acids)
Biological process (GO): regulation of DNA-templated transcription; DNA-templated transcription
Molecular function (GO): zinc ion binding; DNA binding; DNA-binding transcription factor activity, RNA polymerase II-specific
Source: RefSeq, a predicted model, not a curated record